This is a messenger RNA of Gambusia affinis (western mosquitofish), 3833 nucleotides long. RefSeq names its product TLC domain-containing protein 4-B-like. Gene Ontology annotation, biological process: lipid homeostasis. The record is from RefSeq and is a predicted model, not a curated record. The transcript is spliced from 8 exons. Lineage: Eukaryota; Metazoa; Chordata; Actinopteri; Cyprinodontiformes; Poeciliidae. Bases 403 to 1194 code for a protein of 263 amino acids. Gene Ontology annotation, cellular component: membrane; endoplasmic reticulum.
CCCAGCAGCACUUCUGUAAAGUCGAGGGUCGAGCUGCGCGAUCUGCACCUCUGUUGCAGCAGUUAUGCACAGCUCCUGUCGGUUAGGAGUCGCGUUAAACACAGCAGAACCCGCCCCAGGCUCCGAACUGCGUCCCAACCGGCUGGUGUUGUAUUUGCUGUUAUUGGUGAACACGAAGCGGGAGGCUGGCCGCUGCCGUCUUCUCGCUUGCUUAAAAUGAAACGAUAUGGCUGUGGCUAUGACUCAAGCAACAUACGCGGUUCGGCGUGCGACUCCUGGAAACCAUAAGCAGUUUUGAGCGCGAGGGGGGGAAAAAUAAUCUGAAUGAAAGACGCAAGAUGACCUCAGCUCUCGUUGUAUGGAUUGGCUUUCUGGCAUCAUAAGCAGUGGGGUUGGGUGGCCAUGGACCCAUUCAGCCAGCUUAUCCUCAUCAUCUCGGUGACCAGCUUCCUCACCUUCCAGUGGCUGUUCCACAGAGUCAGCCCCUGGAUGUCCAUGCGGAUCAGCCCCGACUUCUUGGGCCUCACUGACAAGCAGAAGGUGGAGUGGAACUCAAGGACUGUGUCAACGUUCCAUGCACUGUUGGUGGGAAUCUUCUGUCUCUGCAUCUUGUUCUUUGAUGAUGCCGUCAACGAAGAUCCAGUCUGGGGGGAUCCUACACUGGUGAAGACUAAUGUUGCAAUCACAACAGGCUACCUCAUAUCAGAUCUGCUGCUUAUAUUUUACUAUUGGAAGGCGAUAGGAGACAAGUUUUUUGUAGUUCACCAUCUGGCAGCACUGUAUGCUUACUACUAUGUACUGGGCGAAGGAAUGUUGCCUUAUUUUGCUAACUUCCGUCUGCUUGCUGAGUUUUCCACACCAUGUGUGAACCAGCGUUGGUUCUUUGAAGUACUAGGAUAUCCCAAGUCGUCCCGGCCCAAUAUGGCAAACGGCGUCGCCAUGGCGGUUGUCUUUUUCGUGGUCCGCAUCGCCGUCAUGCCGGUCUACUACAGUCGCAUGUACGCGGUGUACGGCACCGAGGCCUUCUACCUGGUGCCCUGGGGGGGGCGCAUGGCCUGGAUCUGCUCCAGCAUCUGUUUGGACAUCAUGAACAUCAUGUGGAUGCAUAAAAUUGCACGCGGCUGCUAUAAGGUGCUGCGAUCCGCGCGCCAGAGCAAAGCUGCAGCACCUCAGGAGAACGGGAAGACGGACUAACAGAACCAGGAUGUCAGCGGAGUGAAAACACCGCAACAAAAGAGACAACUCUCUCGAUGCACUGCCAGUAGCGGUUUGGACCCUCAGGUUGAUACCGUGGCAGCAGAGCAGGACUUAACCCUGCAGGACCGAAUGUAAUGAGUUUUUUUCUUCUUCUUUUCUCAAAGGGGGGGAGGGGGAAAGCAGAGAGCCUCCUAGAAGUUUAAAUGGACCAAUGAAAUGGUCGUACCUAAGCCAUGAUUAAGACUUUCAAGCAAUACUUUAUGUGCAUGGCCAAUUUAUUUCUCAUGAACAGUACUGAACAGCUCCUCCCUGAACAAAAAAAGGACUGUUUUGUUUCUGUUUUGUUUUAAUACUGCUGUUCGAGCAGCACACAGAAGACGAGGAAACGUGAGUUAACGUUCAUGAAUAAGCCAGGAUUUGAGGUGGUUGGGUUGCUCAACAAUGACGGUCAGUCCUAUAGGUUCGUUGCAGGAUGCCCGUCGAAGAAGAUUAAGACACAAACUCUCUUCUUGAGAGAGGGGUAGAAACGCAUUUUAUCUCUCCUCUUGGUUACCUUCACAGGGGUAUUACAACUUAAAGCUUAGUUGGAAGGGCAUUUGUUGGUAGUUUAUUGGUUUUGUCUUGCUGGUGUCAGGGCAGAUUAGUUUUAUAAAACCUAUAAUCUUGACUGCUAUGUGAUAGAACAAAAAAAAUAUUUGUAAAGCACUUUUUGUAAAGCUUAAAGGGAAACCUAAAGCGGACGGUUUUGCGAGUGAAGGUUAGAAAAUCGAAAAUUCUGAGGUCACACUGAUCUGUUUAGCCAAAUGAUGCAUGAAAUCCACCUGAUAUUACUCAAAAUGAAAGGGAGAGUAUUGCACUGCUUAAAUAAACGUUUUUAAAACUUCUUUUUGGCACUUUUUUUGCAUUCUGUUCAUCACUUUAAGAAAUACUUAUAUAAUUGUGAGACUGAUCGAAUACAGAGCUGGUAUGGAAUUGGUUUGGAUGAUUUUAAAAAUCAAGAUAUUAUGAUAAAGAGUAUAUUAUUAGUUUGUUUUUUUUACAUGAUGAUAUUUUAAAAUUCAGGUUAAAAAAACUCAACAAAUGAUUUGAUCAUUUGUUACACCAUUUUAUUUGUAUGUAAUAAGGAAGUUUGUAAUCUGUUUCAUACAGGAGAAGCUUUAAAAUGUGUUGACGGAUAGUUUCUACUUGUGCUUUUUUUUUUCCUGAUCCAAGAUUGUUUGCGUUUUAACGCACAAAAAAAAUCUAAAAAACAUUGGGGAGAAUUUAGAUUUAGCUGCAAUAAUUUUGCUAAAAAAAAAAAAAAAGAAGGAAAAAAUGUUUGAUGCUGAGAGAAGAUUAGGAGAAUUCCCUGGGGGUAAUGUGUUGUUGGUUUAUAUAAAAGGUUUCAGCCCACUCGUGAUUUUCAGUACAUACUUGAAAUUCUGUGAGAUGUACAGCAAAAAGCUCCCAUCAGAUUUUUCUUUAGGCCGAGAUAAGGAUUGUUACAUAUUCUUUUACGUAUGCCUUGCUGUUCUCAGUGUUCAAUUUUGUUGCCUUUGUAGAACAACCUAUGACUGCACGGUGGAUAUUUUCUGACACUCAUCACAAAAACUGCAAACUUUCCCAGUCUGAUGCCCCUCUAAUGUGAUUGCUUUGCCUUUCUUGUAUUGUUGUACUUUUUCUUUUUCUUUUUUUUUACAAAAGCUGCAAAUGGCUGAGUUUCUGUUCGGUUGAGUUUUCUUACUUAAUUUUUUUUGUAUGUAUGUGGAGUUCUUUUAUUUUCCUGCUGAGAUUCCUUCUCAUCGCAUUUUUUUAAAUAACAGCAUGAAAUGCUUACGCUGUUUGUUCAUUACUGGCAAAGCGCUCAGACGAAUUUUGGCAGUGGUGAAUGUGCCGGAUGUCAUCUUCAGGUGAAUAAUCAUUAAAAGGAAGAAUGUGUUGACUGCUGAUUUAUCAGUUGGAUUCAGUGGAAACAGCAGCAGGCUCUUUCUGAAUGGAAACAGGGUGAACUUAACGUGCAAGCUCCUGUACGCUCAGUAUGGCUGUUCUUCAUGCACCUUCUGUAACUGCAUGUGGGAUUUUUUUUGUUUUGUUUUUUUGCAUGGGGACUGCAUUGUAAACAAAUUAGCAUAUACAUUUGUGAAGACCAGUUUUGUUCUCUUUUCUUACGACAUGUAGAUAAUGUUUACUUAAACUUUACUCUUGUACUGUGCCACAAAAUGUAGUCCACAGGAAAUGAUGAUGAUGAUGUGAUGCUAACAUGAACAAGCAGAUAUUUAGACUAGUAUCCAGCACAGAAAUAUACAGUAAGGGAAUACUUGAAUACUAAUCAGCACAGUUUAUAACAAUCUGGGCAGUGCAAAAUAAACAUGAAUCUUACAACCAUCCUGCAUUAUAUGUGUUGCAUUGUUUUUGUUGUUUUAUUUUUAUGUUAUUAUUCCAACUGGAGUUGACAUAAUAGGAGGGCGGUGCAUUUUAAACAGAAGCUGUUGCUUCUAGCAGUUGUGUCUUGGUGUUUCUGUUUCUAACGCCUUUUGAGGAAGCGUGUCGGGGUGGUUGGAGUUUUUUUGUGACAUUCUAUGAAUGUACUGGUGAUAGAAAUUUGUCUAAUCACAUUUUCAGUUCUUCUUGAAAAUAAAAACCAAAUUAACUUGUGA